This is a messenger RNA of Aspergillus terreus NIH2624, 2268 nucleotides long. RefSeq lists its product as uncharacterized. Lineage: Eukaryota; Fungi; Ascomycota; Eurotiomycetes; Eurotiales; Aspergillaceae. The record is from RefSeq and is a predicted model, not a curated record. The transcript has 2 exons. Bases 1 to 2268 code for a protein of 755 amino acids.
AUGACUAUCAAUACUAUCUCCUUCAAUACCAUCUCCUACCUCGAUCCCCCUGUCAACUACCCUCUGAUCCGUCUCAGUGAGCUCCCAGAUCCUCCUGAUGACUGGGUUUUUCUGGGAGUCACCUACCACGGGGUCUACAAAUCACGCAAGCUUCGUCGACGGCAGGUUGAAGAGAGUGUAGAGUUUCACAGCUGGGGCUUUGACAUGGAAAUUGACAGCAUCACCAUUACCAAAGGCGCCAGUGCGUUGUGGAAACUGUUCUACAACCAAGCUGAACAGCACCGUCCCACGUCCUACGAAGAACUGCUGGACUACACCAGAGACGCGGGUCCACGUCUUUUGUCUCCCACCAUCGCCCACCCCAACCUUCUUCCCAUCAGCAGAUAUUACCCUCAUCCACCCAACCCAGAGGCCCAGCCCAACGCCAGAUUCGUCAGACCCCGUGAAGCAGUAGACUCGCUCCCCAACUCUUUCAUCGAGCAGAUGCUCUAUCCAGCCUCUGGCGGCAUCAUGGAGCUUCCUGAAGAACAGACUCCUUCUGACACGGACGCCACCGACACCACCGACACUCCCAUGCGCGUCGUCAACACAUGCGCAUGCGGCCGCGAGACCGUCGAUAUCCCUGAUGCCAGUGCGCGCACCGUCAUCGAGGCAGUCGAACGUACCAUCAUGCAGUUUGCCAACCCCGCUGUCGAACGUCACUCAUCUGCAGCACCUCGCGAUGUGCCACCUACCACCAUCACCGCUGAAGACGCCUCCGACAUUUCCAGAGCCAUCAUCGCCUCCUUCCCAGCUGUCGCCCGCCUUAAGCUCAGCGUCGACCCGCUCAACCCAACCCGACUCUUCUUCGACCCCCACUGUGGCCAGGAGUAUCCCUAUCGCGGCCGCGGUCCCGUCUGGAACAACAACUCCUCUGCCAUCGACUGCGUGAUCGUCGCCGGCCGUCUCCUCGACGCCGGUUCCACCGUCAUCGACCGUGCCAGAGACGGCUGGGACCAGCACCUGACCCCCGUGCAGCGCGCAUUCAUCGAAGCCACCGACAUCAACUGGGACACCUGCUCGACGGAGCUCAGCUGCGCCCUGCGCGACCGCUUCUGGGAGAUUGUCGCGACACACACGCAGGACGUGCAUGUCGGCUGCACCGGCCCCCUCUGGAGCAUCUGGAAUGCCACGACCUCCACGUUUGCUCAGUUCUCGUACGUCUUCGACGAGGAGACCAUCUUCUGUCCGUGCAUGAAGCGCGACCCGGCCCGCAUCAUCCGCGGCUCCAACUCGUGCGUCUUUUGUCCGUCCCGCGCCGACCAUACCGCGCCCAUCCCGCUGCAGGACGUCCUAUCCCGCGUGUUCGCUGCCCGCUACACAGCCGAUUGUCACCGCUGUGGCGCCUCCGACGCAAUCGACCAACGCCGCAUCUUCAGACAGCUGCCAGCACGUCUGGUUGUCUCGCUCGACGGCGCUGAGCCGAUCCACAACCACACCGUCGACAUGACCCUUGCCUAUGUCGACGCCGACGGCGAGAACCGCACCGCAACGUACCGCUGGCUCGGCGGCAUCUACUGUCUCGAAGACCACUUCCGACUCUACUGGACCGAGGCCCGUCCCGGCGAAGCCGACCCCGGCACCGUGGCCGUGUACGACAGCACCAUGUGCAACGGGGCGAUAGUGGGCUGCGUUGCGCAGGCUCACCCCAACGAUAAGGUGCCCGACGUCUGGUGGAGGGGCCGUCCCGUGCCGUUGCUGUUCUACGAGCGCGUGGAAAAUCCCAGUGCGGCGGUGCUCAAUCUCGCAGCGCAGGCGGCGUCAAACAUGGUGGAUGCGGACCGCAACGGUAGAAACCUCCUUCAAGAACAUGUCUCAUGGGGCACUCGCACCAACACUCGCACCACCACUACCACUACUACUCCCGCGUGUGCGUCUAGUCCGUUUGAGGCGUCCUCGUCUGGCCCGUGGAACCGGGUGCUUCCGAACGGCGGGGACCGUUUCCAUGCGGCGGCUGAGGGAUAUGUGCCGGACAGUGCGGUCGUGACGCCGAUCAUGAGUGCGCGGACGACUCCUUCAGUGCCGACUCCUGUGCCGGUGGGCUAUGCGGUGAAUCCGUUUGCGUUUACUAAUGGCAUGGCCAUGGGCGUUGAUAUGUUUUCUGCGUUUCCCAUGCCCAAUCCUGGCUUUAUUGGACCGGUGUACAACGGAGGGGAUGUUCCGGGGAAGAGGGGUCGCGAUGUGAUGACGACCGUAGACUUCCGCUUCGGGACACUGCCGCUUUGGUGA